AUGAGUGAGACAAACGCCAGCACCGCGCUGGAAACAAAAUUAUUUCAAUUGCAACUAACGACGAAGCGCACGGACGGAAUUCUUGCAAAAUCCGAAGAAGAGCCUAUUGCUCGACAUCAGGGAACACUCAGAACUGUUAUUGGCGAAGUGGAAAAUCUAAGGCUUACGGUUGAAGCUGAAAAACUGGGCAGAAAAGAGGAUACUACCGAGUGGAGCGAGGAGAUUGAUACCAAAAUCAGCGAGGCAGAUAGUCAUGUAAGACUGACGAAGGAAUGGUUGGCGGAAAACAAGAGGAAACUAGAGGAGAUGGAGAACGACGAGAAGAUCAAGUUUGAGGUAAAACUGCAUGAAACUAAAGUAAAGUUACAAGAUGAACAUAUUCUUAAAAACACCUCGCAGACCAGUAAAACUAUGAUUGGAAUGCAAGCGAAAUUACCGAAGCUAGUGAUUUCGAAAUUUAAUGGUUCUCCUAUGGAUUGGCCAAGGUUUUGGGGACAAUUCUCAGAGAACAUUGAUCAAUCCGCAAUUGCCCCGGUGACUAAGUUUUCUUAUCUUCGCGAGUUGUUAGAGCCUAAAGCACGACAAACAAUCGAAGCAUUGCCCUUCCACAGCGAAGGGUACAAUCGAGCGAUAAGCAUCCUGAAGGAUAAGUUUGGGAAAGAAUCCGAGAUAGUAAAGGGUUACACGCGCGAGAUACUUGGGUUGCCCACAAUACAAGCGGCCAAUCAGAAAAAGAUUCAUGAGUUUAGCGACAAAUUGUCGUACUGCGUUCAAGCUUUAGAGACAUUGGACAAGCUUGACGGGGUCAAUGGCGCCGUGCCAAUGACUCUUGAUAAACUGCCUAGCAUUCGUGGAGAUUUGGUGCGAACGGACCCUGAAUGGGAGAAAUGGACCUUCACCAAACUAGUUGAAGCGCUCAACCAGUGGUGUCGAAGAAAUCCAAUCGACAAACCAUCUGAACUAAACGACGACUCGUUUAGCAGCAGGAGAAGAGACAAACUGUUUCAUGUCUCUCGUCAGAGAUUAAAUCCACGUAAUUGCGUUUAUUGCGAUAGCGGCGAGCACAAAACAAACGAUUGCGCAAAAGUAACUCUGACGUCAGCCCGUAAACAGAUACUAGCCAAGAAACGAUUAUGUUUUAAUUGCGCCGCGGGCAAUCAUAAAGCCUCUGAGUGUCCGAGUAAAGCCACUUGUAGGAAGUGCGAAAAGAGACAUCACACGUCUAUUUGUGAUUCUCACGACAACAAGGCCGGUGGUCAAAUUUCUGGCCAAAAUUCAAACGCUGCCAUGACUACAUGCCAGAAAAGCGAAGCGGUGUUUCCAGUAGUCGUUGUAGAAGUCAAUGGAAUUCGAUGUAGAGCGCUGAUUGAUUCGGGAGCUGGGAGCUCCUACGUGUCAGCAAAACUGAUAGACUUACUCAAACUGAAACCAUCACAAUCCCAGAUUAAAAACAUUGACAUGUUAAUGGCCUCUAAGACGUCCAAACUCGAGAUUUACGAUAUGAAAUUUGACUCGCUAGACGGCUCGUUUAGUCUUCCCGUAAGAGCUACAAAGGUAAACAAGAGUGAACUUUUGUUGAUCGACAAUCCCAAAUACCCCAAAUUAAUCAAUCAACACCCCCACUUAACGGGCGUGACAAUGAACGACGAUGACGUCAAAGAUACCCUGCCUGUCCAUGUCAUUUUGGGGAGCGGGGAGUAUGCGAAGAUUAAAACGCAAACAAGACCGAGAAUAGGAGACGAGAAAGCCCCUAUCGCCGAGUUGACCAAGUUUGGUUGGUUUCUAAUGGGCCCUGGGUACGAGUUCGAAAGCAACGUGAUGUUGAUGACCCAGACCUCCCACGCCGA
Messenger RNA from Paramuricea clavata, 1847 nucleotides. Lineage: Eukaryota; Metazoa; Cnidaria; Anthozoa; Malacalcyonacea; Plexauridae. The record is from the annotation of a GenBank genome assembly.